Molecule: messenger RNA, 1593 nt
Organism: Microsporum canis CBS 113480
Lineage: Eukaryota; Fungi; Ascomycota; Eurotiomycetes; Onygenales; Arthrodermataceae
Product: benzoate 4-monooxygenase cytochrome P450
Exons: 3
Coding region: 1-1593 (530 amino acids)
Molecular function (GO): monooxygenase activity; heme binding; iron ion binding
Source: RefSeq, a predicted model, not a curated record
AUGUUGCUUGCGCCGCUUGUCGAGAGCUUCUCGCUCGUCCUGGCAGGGCAGCUUCUCCUGCUCUCUGUGGUCGUGCUGACUGCCGGGUACUGUGCUUAUAACAAGUUUCUGCACCCACUACGGUCAUUCCCCGGCCCCUUCCUUGCAACCAUCACCCCCCUUGUUCAGCUCUACCAUGGACUCAACGGCGACCGUCAUCUCUGGCUCGCUGAGCUGCACGAAAAGUACGGAACCCAUGUCCGGGUAGCACCCAACUUUAUCUCCGUCAACACCGUACAGGGCCUCCAUGACAUCUAUGGUCAUGGCAAGAAGGUCAAGAAGUCGAACUUUUAUAACGCCUUCCCUGCAAUCAAGGGAGUGUACAAUACCCACAAUGUCAUCGACAAGACCAUCCACGGCCGAAAGAGACGCGUGCUCAGCCAGGCUUUCUCGGAACACGCUCUCAAGGGAAUGGAAGAGGUCAUGCUCACCAACGUCCGUCAGUUCUGUGAUAUCAUGGGCGGUGAUGCUGCCGGCCUGGCAUCCGAUAGAGUCAUCAACGAGAAGGGUGUUGCCGUGAGGAACAUGGCUGACUGGUUUGCUUACUUGACCUACGAUGUCAUGGGUGAGCUUUGCUUCGGAAAGAGUUUUGGCAUGUUGAUUGAGCGUGGAAGGAGAGAUGUCAUUGCUCUCGUCGACAGAGCGGCUUUCAGACACUAUGUUUGCGGUUUGUGGAUGCCCCUCGACAGCUGGAAACUGGACCAAAUCUUCAUCCGCAAGUUGACCAAUGACCGAUGGAACUUCAUCAAGAACUCCCGAGUCGAAGCAACCCAGCGUGCCAAAGAACGAACCAUGGCCGGCCAUGAGGCCAAGAAGGACUUCUUCUACUAUCUCCUCAAUGCCAAGGACCCAGAGACCGGCAAGGGGCUCGCUACUCCUGAGCUGUGGAGUGAGAGUAACGUCCUCAUGAUCGCGGGAACAGACACCACUUCCACCGGCCUCACAGCCACCAUCUUCUACCUCGUCCGCUACCCCAACGCAUUGGAAAAGCUCAAGAAGGAGAUCCGUGCCAACUUCACCGAUGUCGAAGAUAUCGUUACCGGCUCCAAACUCAAUGACAUGGUCUACCUCAAGGCCUGUAUCGAUGAAGCCAUGCGUCUCGCACCCGCCGUACCCGGAGCCAUCCCCCGUGAAGUGCUACCAGGCGGCAUCGAGGUCGACGGCGUCCACCUACCUGCCGGAACCGACUGCGGAACCCCAACCUACGCUAUCCACAGACACCCAGACUACUACCGUGAACCCUCAAAAUACAUCCCCGAACGCUGGAUCGAGGGCGCCAUGUGCCAGACCGACAGCGGAAUGUGGGUAUCCACCAAGGACUCCGUCGACAUUGCCCGACGUGCCUUCUGUCCGUUCUCCAUCGGCCCCCGCGGCUGUAUCGGAAAGAGUAUGGCUCUGAUGGAGAUGCGCCUCACCAUCGCUCGCAUGAUGUUCCUUUUCGACGUCGAGAUCGCUGACAGGACCGGUGAAGAUGCAAACGGCCACCUCGCCAUGGUAGACCACUUCACAAGUCAAAAGAACGGACCAAACAUCGUCAUCCGAAAACGUCAAUGA